CCAUGAAGUGUACUAUGUUCUGCCAUUCAUUUCCAAAGCGACUGGAAGCACCACUCCCAGGAAAGGUGGAGCUGGUGGUGAGAAGCCGGAGGUGAGAGGACCCCUGGGAGGAGAUUUACUCACUGAGUUUCCUGUGUGGAGACGGUAUUCGAGCCCAGCAAGGCUUUGAGACUCCCCAAAGAUGAGCGCCACCAGCAGCAUAGUGGGUCACCCCCUCUGGCAGGGGCCAGUGUGUGUUGGCUGGAAGCAGGAUCUGGAAGGGGCUGUCUACCACCUGGCCAAUUGCUUCUUGCUCCUGGGCUUCAUGGGGGGCAGCGGGGUAUAUGGAUGCUUCUACCUUUUUGGCUUCCUGGGCACAGGCUACCUGUGCUGUGUGCUGUGGGGCUGGUUCAAUGCCUGUGGCCUGGACAUUGUCCUUUGGAGCUUCCUGCUGGCAGUGGCCUGCCUGCUUCAGCUGGCACACCUGGUAUACCGCCUGCGCAAGGAUACCCUCCCUGAGGAGUUUGACCUCCUCUACAAGACGCUGUACCUGCCCCUGCAGGUCCCCCUGCAGACAUACAAGGAGAUUGUUCACUGCUGCGAAGGGCAGGUCUUGACUCUGGCCACUGAACAGACAUAUGCUGUGGAGGGUGAAACACCCAUCAACCGCCUUUCCCUGUUACUCACCGGCCGGGUUCGUGUCAGCCAGGAUGGGCAGUUUCUGCACUACAUCUUUCCAUACCAGUUCAUGGACUCUCCUGAGUGGGAAUCGCUGCAGCCCUCUGAGGAGGGUCUGUUUCAGGUCACUCUGACGGCUGAGACCUCAUGCAGCUACGUUUCCUGGCCCCGGAAGAAUCUCCACCUGCUUCUGACCAAAGAGCGAUACAUCUCCCGCCUCUUCUCAGUGCUGCUGGGCUAUGACAUCUCAGAGAAGCUCUACACUCUCAAUGACAAGCUCUUUGCUAAAUUUGGGCUGCGCUUUGACAUCCGCCUCCCCAGUCUCUACCUCGUCCUGGGUCCUACUGCCUCAGAUGUAGGGCCCGAGUCUGAGAAGGAUGAUGAGGAAGUCUGUGAGCCAGCCCUGUCCCCUCCUCAGGCCGUGCCCACAUCUGUCCAGCAAACACCCCCUCACUCUCCCCCUCCAGCUGCCACCAACCUUCCUGCACCUCCUUUCCGGGCCAGGAUGUCCAGACCUGACAGCGGCAUCCUGGCUUCUAGAACUCCUCUCCAGAGCUACUCUCAAGUUGUGUCCAGGGGCCAGGCCCCUUUGGCUCCAAUCCACACUCCCGAACUUUAAGGAUCAUUGGACUGUCCUUUUCUCUGUGGCCAGUGCCGCUCUCUUCCGUGUUUACAGGCACACCCCUCUUCUCACCCACUGGAAGGCUCCCAGGCAAGGGGAGUGGGCACGGAUGGUGGCUCCAUGGUCGAUACACCAGGGCCCCUGAGUGAUUUUGAGAAAUCCACCCUCACAAGCCUUCCUUCCAGGAGAAGGCAUCCAAAGUGCAUGCACAGAAAAGCCAUCCUUUACUAGCUGCAGAAUCUUGGGCAAGUUAUGUAACCUCUCUGAGCCUCAUCUGUCAAGUGGGGAUUAUAAAACCCACCUCACAGGGUUGUUGUGAGGAUCAAAUGAGUUGAUUUAAGUAGGGCACCUAGGACAUGUUGUGGCACCUAGUAAGCACUAAAUAAAUCAGUCAGCUCCUUUCCCU
Messenger RNA from Carlito syrichta (Philippine tarsier), 1685 nucleotides. It is a transcript of the gene POPDC2, whose product is annotated as popeye domain containing 2. Lineage: Eukaryota; Metazoa; Chordata; Mammalia; Primates; Tarsiidae. The record is from RefSeq and is a predicted model, not a curated record. Bases 182 to 1276 code for a protein of 364 amino acids. The transcript has 4 exons. Gene Ontology annotation, molecular function: cAMP binding. Gene Ontology annotation, cellular component: sarcolemma.